ACUAAUGGUGCCUGCUGAGGCUCUACUUCGAUCGUUCCUCUCUUCCUCUUCCUCCAUCCAAAUCGACUCUCUCAACGCCGGCGACCGGCCUAAUUUCGCCGACGAUUGUUUCCUUCUUUAACUUACCUCGAUUUUGCCUGAUCCCUAAUUUGUUGUGCGUUUCUCCCCUUCUUUGGGUAAUGGAAAUGCCCGGGAGGCGAUCGAGCUACUCCCUCCUCGGCCAGAACCCUGAUGAGGCUCUGCCUCCCUUGUUCGAUACUCCUCCCUCCGACAAGGCCCGCGCCGCUCGCUUUGAGUGGCCGAUCAACGCCUCGUCCGUGGCGGCGCCGCCCCCGCUGCAGCGGCAGUCCAGCGGGAGCAGCUACGGGGGGAGCUCCUUCUCGGGAGACUACUACCUUCCCGCUACGAUCUCUUCCUCGAACGUCGAUUCGGAAGGAUUUAAUCCCUUGGCGGGAGGAGAGGGGCGGGGGCAGGACGGCGCCGCUGCCGGUCUGUCGUCGUCGUCGGCCAAGAGCUGGGCGCAGCAGGCUGAGGAGACGUACCAGCUCCAGCUAGCUCUGGCGCUUCGGCUCUGCUCCGAGGCGGCCUGCGCGGAGGACCCUAAUUUCUUGGACGCCGCAGAUCAGAUGGUGCUGCCGGAACGUGCUGCUCCUACUUCCUUGUCCCAUCGGUUCUGGGUAAAUGGAUGUUUGUCUUACCAUGAUAAGAUUCCAGAUGGAUUUUACCUAAUUCAGGGAAUGGAUCCAUUUGUGUGGACCCUAUGUACAGAUGUGGAAGAAGAGAACCGAAUUCCAUCAAUUGAGUCAUUGAAGACUGUUCACCCCAAUGACUCAUCCAUUGAAGUAGUUCUUAUAGAUAGACAGCACGAUCCAGACCUAAGGCAUUUGGAAACAAUUGUAACUGGCCUUUCAUGUAGUUGUGCUACAGCAAAAGAUGUGGUGGAGCAGCUAGCAAAGCUUGUUUGCACUCGAAUGGGGGGUAUUGCUUUUAAUGGAGAAGAUGCUCUUCUACAUUGCUGGAAGGAGUGUGGUGAGACUAUCAAGGCUAGUUCAUGCUCUAUUGUACUUCCAAUGGGAAAACUAUCGUUUGGUCUUUGCAGGCAUCGAGCAUUGCUUUUUAAGAUGUUGGCAGACACAAUUAAUUUGCCUUGCCGGGUUGCCAAGGGAUGCAAAUAUUGCAAAACAGAUGAUGCUUCUUCUUGUUUGGUGCGCUUUGGUCUUGAAAGGGAAUACUUAGUUGAUCUGAUUAAGAACCCAGGAAAUUUAUGUGAACCUGAUUCCUUGCUGAAUGGACCCUAUUCUGUUUCAAUUGCUUCACCUUUGCGCCCUCCAAAAGUCAAAUCAUCUGAGAUAAAUGUGAACUUCCGAACCUUGGCCAAACAAUAUUUUCAGGACUGUCAAUCACUGAAUCUUAUCUUCAAAGAUGCUUCAGCAGGUACUUCUAUUGCUGAAGGAGAUGCUAUUGAUCCAUCCUCCUCUAAGCCAUCUGAUGGUGGAACUGAGUCACUUCAGCCUUGUAUCCAAAAGGUUACUUGGCCAGAUGGUAAUAUUGUCAAUGCAAAUAAAAUGUUCAAUCCUCUGAGGAAUGCAAGAAACCCAGAUCUUGUUGAACGAGAAUUGGGACCAAUGAAGCUUACAGCACAAGAUGGGUGUGGCAACACUGCUCCAUGUGAGCCAAAUGCAGAUAUGAAGGAUUUUAAAUUGACGGAGGAUUCUAAACAUAUUGGAAACAGACCUAGCAAUGAUAUAAGACUUGCUGAAGAUGAUUUAAAUAUUCCAUGGCGUGAACUGAUCCUGAAGGAGAGAAUUGGAGCAGGUUCAUUUGGAACAGUUCAUCGUGCUGAAUGGCAUGGUUCAGAAGUUGCUGUCAAGAUUCUUAUGGAACAAGAUUUCCAUCCUGGGCGCUUAAGGGAGUUCCUAAGAGAGGUUGCUAUAAUGAAAAGCCUACGACAUCCUAAUAUUGUUCUGUUUAUGGGUGCUGUUACUGAACCACCUAAUCUAUCCAUUGUCACUGAAUAUUUGUCAAGAGGAAGUUUGUAUAGACUUUUACAUAAAAAUGGCGCAAAGGAAACUAUAGAAGAGAGGCGCAGAUUAAGCAUGGCAUUUGAUGUGGCAAAGGGAAUGAAUUAUCUUCACAAACGUAAUCCUCCAAUUGUGCAUCGAGAUUUGAAGUCUCCAAAUCUUCUUGUUGAUAAGAAAUAUACUGUGAAAGUCUGUGAUUUCGGUCUGUCUAGAUUGAAGGCAAACACAUUUCUCUCAUCCAAAUCUCUUGCAGGAACACCGGAGUGGAUGGCGCCUGAAGUACUUCGGGAUGAACCAUCAAAUGAGAAAUCAGAUAUUUACAGCUUUGGUGUGAUUUUAUGGGAGCUUAUGACGUUGCAACAACCAUGGAGUAACUUAAAUCCUGCUCAGGUGGUUGCUGCAGUUGGCUUCAAGGCAAGAAGGCCUGAGAUCCCAAGUACUGUAAAUAGACAUGUGGCUGCCAUAAUUGAGUCCUGUUGGGCCAGCGAGCCAUGGAAAAGGCCUUCUUUUUCUAGUAUCAUGGAAUCCUUGAAGCCUCUAAUCAAGACUCAGUCACCUCAACCAUUACAUUCUGAUAUGUCUAGUAUCCAAUAGCCAGAUGAUUGCAUAUUCCUCAGAGAGAUGUGUAUUGUAUCUAUUCUACUUGUCAAAAAGGGUCCCCUUCAAAUUUUGCCUGUCAGAGGAUCAGGUGCUUUUCAAUUUCCACAUGCCAAUGAAGCUGCUGCCAGUUUUCAUUGCAUCACCGCCAACAAGAUCGAUCUAAUCAGCUAUAGAUAUUUUUCAGUAAAUUGAAGUUCCAUUCGUGUUUAUAUGUAUAUUUUGUUUAACCUAGGUGCAUUAUAUUUUUAUCCGAGCUUACAUUGAAAAAAGCUUAUUAGGAAAGAGCACAAGCCUUUUGAGGUUGUGUUGCAAUUUCAGAGUGAUAUCAGCAUGGAACUUGUAUAUUGCCAGUCUUUUACCGUCAGUUAUCUAAUCAAAUGUGUGCAUUCUGAA
Molecule: messenger RNA, 3014 nt
Organism: Zingiber officinale
Lineage: Eukaryota; Viridiplantae; Streptophyta; Magnoliopsida; Zingiberales; Zingiberaceae
Product: serine/threonine-protein kinase CTR1-like
Exons: 16
Coding region: 180-2615 (811 amino acids)
Biological process (GO): protein phosphorylation
Molecular function (GO): protein kinase activity; ATP binding
Source: RefSeq, a predicted model, not a curated record